ACCUUGGACCGCAUCAAGGAGGAAUUCCAGUUCCUGCAGAACCAAUACCACAGCUUGAAGUUAGAAUGUGAAAAGCUGGCAACAGAAAAAACAGAAAUCCAGCGUCAUUAUGUCAUGUACUACGAGAUGUCCUACGGCCUGAACAUAGAGAUGCACAAACAGACGGAGAUUGCGAAGCGGCUCAACGUGAUCUGCGCUCAGCUCAUCCCGUUCCUGUCUCAGGAGCACCAGCAGCAGGUGGUCCAGGCCGUGGAGCGUGCGAAGCAGGUGACUAUGACCGACCUGAACGCGGCGAUUGGGCACCAGCUCCAGACCCAGCACCUCUCACACCACGCUCCCCCCAUCCCGCUGACUCCCCACCCCUCCGGGAUGCAGCCCACUGGCCUCGCAGGCAUCGGCAGCACCUCGGGGCUGCUGGCACUCUCGGGGGCGCUGGGGGCUCAGGCCCAGCUCCUCGCCAAAGAUGACCGAGGAGUCCACGACACCGAGCCCAGGGGUGAGCGUGGGGGGACAGGAGCCAGGGGGGAGUCUGGUAGCUCCCUGGCACUGCCCAAUGGUGAACGGGCACGAGCCAUCUCCGAGUACCUGAGCAGCAGCAAGAAGAGGAAGGUGGAGGAGAAGGACUUUGUUACAGACUAUGGCAGCGACGCAGACAAAAGCGAAGACAACUUGGUGGUGGAUGAGGACCCCUCUUCCCCGCACAGUGUCCACUCCUACUCGUCCCGGGAGAACGGGGUGGAGAAGGUCCCACUGGGGAGGAAGGAAGCCGUACCACUCAGCCCGACCUCCAUGGCCUCCUCGAGCAGCACGUCCCCGUCGCGGAGCAAGGAUGCACCCAUGGUGGAGAAGGCAGGGACACCCAGCCUGAAGUCCAGCACCCCCACCUCUCAGGGUGACGCCGCGGCCCCAGGCUCCAGCAGUGCCCAGCAGUUUCGCCCCGCUGCCACCAAGGCCCCUGUGGACCCACUGGGUGAGCUUGCCCUGGGCCUGAGGAACCCGCUGGGAGUGCAGAGCGCCUACUCGGCUGCCUUCGGCAUGGCCCACCCCACGGUUAACGGGGACAUGGCCGGGACCGGUGCCUAUGCCAGCCUCCACCUCAUGUCCCCACAGCUCAAUGGGGCUGCGGCCACCGUGGGAGCCGGCAGCUACGGGCGCUCCCCCCUGGUGGGCUACGAUCCGCACCCCCACAUGCGCGUCCCAGGGCUGGCGGCUGGCAUGCAAGUGGGGACCUCAGGGAAACCCGCCUAUUCCUUCCAUGUCAGCGCUGACGGGCAGAUGCAACCGGUGCCUUUCCCACCCGACGCCCUCAUCGGCUCCGGCAUCCCCCGCCAUGCACGGCAGCUCCACACCCUGACCCAUGGUGAGGUGGUCUGUGCCGUCACCAUCAGCAACUCCACGCGACAUGUCUACACUGGGGGCAAGGGCUGCGUGAAGGUGUGGGACGUGGGGCAGCCGGGCACCAAGACAGCCGUGGCUCAGCUGGACUGUUUGAACCGUGACAACUACAUCCGCUCCUGCAAGCUGCUCCCCGAUGGCCGGAGCCUGAUUGUGGGGGGGGAGGCCAGCACCCUCUCCAUCUGGGACCUGGCGGCCCCCACGCCACGUAUCAAGGCUGAGCUCACCUCCUCUGCCCCCGCCUGCUACGCCCUGGCCAUCAGCCCCGAUGCCAAAGUCUGCUUCUCCUGCUGCAGUGACGGCAACAUCGUGGUGUGGGACCUGCAGAACCAGACCCUGGUCAGGCAAUUUCAAGGCCACACAGAUGGUGCCAGCUGCAUCGACAUCUCUAAUGAUGGCACCAAGCUGUGGACAGGGGGGCUGGACAAUACAGUGCGGUGCUGGGACCUGCGGGAGGGGCGUCAGCUGCAGCAGCACGACUUCAGCUCCCAGAUCUUCUCCCUGGGGUACUGCCCGACGGGAGAGUGGCUGGCGGUGGGCAUGGAGAGCAGCAACGUGGAGAUCCUGCACGUGACCAAACCAGACAAGUACCAGCUGCACCUCCAUGAGAGCUGUGUCCUCUCCCUCAAAUUUGCUUCUUGCGGGAAAUGGUUCGUGAGCACAGGGAAGGACAACCUGCUGAAUGCCUGGCGGACGCCCUAUGGAGCCAGCAUCUUCCAGUCAAAGGAAACCUCCUCUGUCCUCAGCUGCGAUGUCUCCACGGAUGACCAGUUCAUUGUGACUGGCUCAGGGGACAAGAAAGCUACGGUUUACGAGGUCAUUUACUGA
Molecule: messenger RNA, 2223 nt
Organism: Nipponia nippon (crested ibis)
Lineage: Eukaryota; Metazoa; Chordata; Aves; Pelecaniformes; Threskiornithidae
Source: RefSeq, a predicted model, not a curated record